Molecule: messenger RNA, 3774 nt
Organism: Anneissia japonica
Lineage: Eukaryota; Metazoa; Echinodermata; Crinoidea; Comatulida; Comatulidae
Product: spermatogenesis-associated protein 7-like
Exons: 11
Coding region: 238-1434 (398 amino acids)
Biological process (GO): microtubule cytoskeleton organization
Cellular component (GO): axoneme; ciliary basal body
Source: RefSeq, a predicted model, not a curated record
AAUAACCUGGCAAUCAGCGGUUGAGAUGACAACUGACGACGCCACCAAGCAGAACAGUAUCAUCAAAAUAAGAAUUUUUCCUGCAAAAGAGCUCAGCUAAAAGCCUGCUAAAUCGAGUUAAUUUACAACUUGUAUUAUCUGUGCGUACGAGAAGUGACAUAAGCCUGUAGUGCACUAUGUACUAUAUAUUACAGGACAUCCACAACAACGCCUAAAUGGGAGCUACAACGAUAGAAAAUGGCAUCCAGAAAAAAGCCCAAAGAAGAAGCAUUUACCAAACUACCACCAAGGCAUAUGGUAACCCCCACGAAAGGACCUUACAAGGGACAUGUGUCAGUCAAAAGCAGUGUUUAUGCAUCGACUGGAUGUACAAGACUAGUAUCACAGAAUAUGGUGCGAGAUCAUUUGGAUGCCCACUACAGAAGAGUUAAUUCAGCAAAAUCUUGCAUUGACAACCAAAAGCCUAAAGCCUGGACUAACAGUACUAAAAAGAAUGAUCAAUUGAAACGACAUAAGAUAAAACAAACAGGAAAUUCUCGACCUUCUUCAAGAGCUAGUAACAUCAGCAGGAACUCUAACCUGGAUCAAGAUGAUGAUUUUGAAUUCAAAGAAUUAGAUUUUGAUGAGACUGAGACAGGUCAUGGGUUAUCAUCCAAUAGCCGUCCAUUAACAAACAAUAGAGCAGAGAGGACCAUGACACCAUCUGAAAGGGUGGGGCUUACCCAAAGAUCAUCAACACCAAGACAUUACUCAGGUGAUGUACUUGAUACAAUGUCUACAAGUUUUGUUGCUCCAGCCAGACCUUAUACACCUCGGACAAAGAAGUCAAGUGCACAGUCCUGGCUGUCAAAAUCAAACGUUUAUAACUCACCGAGAAAGAACGCAUCAUCUCAGAAACGAUCAAGAAAAACUUCAGAGGUCAAUGGCAUAAAGGGUCAUGACGACUUCGACAACUCUGUUAAGUACAAGAACGGACUAAAUGAAACGUUCGACAAUGAGACAGAAGCAACAAUGGCAACCGUUGAAGGUUAUAGGGAAACAUCUGGAUGGAUGUCAGACGAUGUGGAGAACAAUAUUGGAUAUGAUAAUGAAGUAAAACCUCUAUACAAUUCAACAAUAAAACAUCAAAGGUUGAAUUCGGAAAAAGCCAUCCAGUCAUCUUUGAAGAUUCAACAAGAGGAGGAGGAAUUGUUGUACUUGGAAUUUGUGACAGAUGUAACUACUGAUGUGCUGAAUCGUGGUGUGUACACUAACAGGAUGCUGAAACAAAUAUUUGAAUCGCAUAUCAAGAAUAAUAAGGACAGAUUAGAUGAGAGUCGAAUGCAGAAUCUAGUGCAGCAACUCCAGCAAGAUUUGGCGAUUGAGGAUGAAGAAGACGUCAUAGAUGAAGUUGGGGAUGCAGCAGCUGGGGUAUCAGAGGACAUAAAAGAGUGACCCCUUAUCAGCCAUCAAUGGAAAUCAUCUCCAUUAAUUACAACAUAAAAUGGCAAUUAAAACGUUUGGAGAAACUAGAGUAUGCUUGGAUCUUUCUGAAACUUGCACUAAUUUAACUGGUUUCAUAUAUAAAUGAAAUUGAGGGCAGUAUACUAUACUAAUGAAUAAAUUCGUCAAUCGGUGAGCUUUAAAGACAUGGUGAUAGUUGUACAGUAUUUGGUUUUUUUAAAUGAACUUUGUAGUCCUUUCUGAAGGUUAUGAAAACAUACAUUCCUGUACAGGCUUUGUUAAAGUGCUAGAAGUCAAGUUUGGGACAAGGUGUUAGGGAAAUUAUAAAUUGUUUAAUCUUGAAAACAUGGGUCUUCAAAAAAAUUUCAUUUAAGAUCCUUCUUUGAGUGGCCUUAAAAAAUAUCAUCUUGAUGUUUUAACAUUAUGGUAAUAUCAUCGAUAUUAUCUUUAUGCGAGUUUAUUAAAAACCUCUAUUUGGCUCAUAGUAGCUACUUACUGUAAAUCCUGUAUAUGAACUAAUCUUAUUUUAAUUAUUAUAAAAGUAUAAUACUGUAAUAGGAAAAUUUUUGUUGAACCAAUGUUUCAGAAUAUAAUAAAUUUUUUUAUGAAAUACCAAAUUUUUGUGUAGGUUAAAUGUAAAUUUUGCAAUAUUAUAUAUAUAAAAUACAUUUUUAUUUAAACAUUCCAUGCAAACAAUACUUAAGUUUGAUGUGUCAUGUUAACAAAUAUAUAUGCUUGUCCAUUUGCCAACCGUCCACAAUUAAUUUAUAGUGUGUCUUCAAAACCACAUUAGAUAAAAUCUUGAUAAAUCAUGUUUAUUAAUGUGGUCGUCCAUUGUAAAUCUGUCCGUAGUAAAGUUGACUUUCGCCACAUUAGAUUUGAUGCAUCAAGUUUAUAAAUUUGCUUAUUCAACUUCUAUCCGUCCACAGUACAAUUAAUAUAGUCUUAAGACGUUAGGUACAGCUUUUUGAUGCAUCACAUUUACAAAUUUUCUAGUCUGUUUUCCUUUCAUCCAUGGUAUAUUUAAUUUGGUGUCAAUGUAUACUUGUGGUACCAAUGUGGAUGCUUAUUAAAUUGUAAAAUGUUGAGAAUUCCUUGGUGUUUAAAAUAGAUUGGUCUAUUCAUCAUUUUCCAGAAGAUGGACAAUAGAGCAUUCUAUUUGAAAUGUCAAGACAUUCUCAACACAUUGCUCUUCUAUUUUAGAACCAUCCUUGUGAGUAAUCCUACUGCAAACACACAUAAAUACUCGAGUUUUAAAAAGCCACAUUAGAUACGCACUUAAAGAUUUGCUCAUACUACUGUGUAUAUCUACUGUGUUCAUCCGUCCAUGGUACUAAUACAGUACUUUAGUACUAGUAAGCCACAUUAGUGAAGCUUAUUCCAUUACAUUUACAUAUUUGCUCGUCCAUUGUGAAUCCGUCCAUGAUACAAUUACUGUAGCGUUUAUAAGCUGUUCGUUGCUCUUUAAAAUGCAUAAAUUGCAACAUUGUAGGCUUGAUCUAUCAGUAUACAGUAUAUAUUACUUGUGUAUCACAUGAUUUAAGAUGGCCUACUAUAUAAUCUACAGCGAUGAUAUAAUAGGAUAAAAAUGUUUCUUGCAUUAAAAUAUAAUUUGGUUUUAUUUACAUAUUUAGCAAUAUUAAUUCGGUACUAAUGCAGGAUCCAUUGACAUUCCUAUAAUAUUACUUUAUUAUUAUUAAUGCAGUACCUGUAUUAUUGUUGCGAAAUUAUUUUAGUAUUUUCUAUUAUACAAACAUUUGGGAUAAAGUACAAUUAAACUAUGGUAAAUCAUACUGUAUUUUGUUUUUAUGCAUUUCAUUAGUGUACUGUAUUUGCCAUUGAAUAAUUUUAAUGCCAAUAUAUAGUAUGUAAUGUACAUUUUGUCUAAUAACAAUGUCAAAUAACUUAUAUACAGUAUAAUAGUAAAAAUAAUGCAAGUGGAGUGGAGCUGUAGCUCUGGGGUAAAGAUGCUUGCUUAGUUCAUAAAUCACCACAUUCCAUCCUGCAGUUUGUAUGUUGUGCACUUGCUUUUGGAUGCGAAAAAAUGUAUACUUAAAAAUAAUGUAGAUUUGUAAAUGUACUGUCAUCGUCUUCUAUGCUUGUAAUAUUGAGGUGCUGCAAAGUUCAACAUUGUUUCAUAAUAGUAAUUGACAAUGCUCUACAAUUUCUCAAUUUACAGUUGCUUUUUGCCAUUGUUAGAUUAGGUACACAGUAAAAAACAUUAGUUUAUGUGUUUCAGAACCAAUGAAAUUAUAUUUAUGCACACUGCAAUACUUUACUCUUGGCCUAAAAUAUGCUAUAAUUUGCAAUAAAAUAUAUGCAAAUUAGUUU